Molecule: messenger RNA, 424 nt
Organism: Medioppia subpectinata
Lineage: Eukaryota; Metazoa; Arthropoda; Arachnida; Sarcoptiformes; Oppiidae
Source: the annotation of a GenBank genome assembly
CUAAACUACAAUGUGUGUUGUACUGUAAAAUACCCAUGUUAUAAUUAUAGCGAUAUAAAUUAACACAAGUUUAUAAUAAUAACAAAAUAACACAAAUUGUUUGCAUAAAUUUAUUUUCAAUGUCUGACAACUCAUCUCAAACUCAAACGCACCGGUAUUUCGCUGUAAUAAUAUCUCUUGAGAUGAGAUAAUCCCGUCAUCUCUUGUGAUACCAUUCCUCCUGAGGGGACGAACAGACAGACACUUCCACUGACACAUCACAUCCACCCCAUAGACACAGCACUGACCAAUCAUCAUGACUGUCAGCACACAAGAGAAUGGUCACGACAACACUCAAGACAUGAACAAAUUGAUCGAUUGUCUCAUCAAUUAUGCCAAAGAGUAUCACAUUAAACGCUUGGAUCCGUUUUACAUGAGAGAGAAA